Molecule: messenger RNA, 1821 nt
Organism: Necator americanus (New World hookworm)
Lineage: Eukaryota; Metazoa; Nematoda; Chromadorea; Rhabditida; Ancylostomatidae
Exons: 10
Coding region: 1-1821 (606 amino acids)
Source: RefSeq, a predicted model, not a curated record
AUGAGCAACAGCACAUCUAAGAAUGUACUGGAAACCAUAAUAAUCCUACUUGUAAUGUGUAACACAGUCAAAUCACCUUUUACAGGAAAUGACGAACAGUUGCGGAAGAGUGGAAACCACAUAAGCGCUGAUGGUCUGAAACCCCAGAAACUGUUGCAGAGCAUUUCUACCUUGGAAAAUCCUUACUCUUCCAGAAGAAUAGAUCUAGGUGAUGGAUUAAUAUUCUUCGCAAACGAAAGAAAUCAGUGGAGAAGUAGACUCACGAGGAGAACCAGACCUACUAGAACAUCAAAAAACAGAAGAUCAACAUCCAGAACUUCUGUUACCGAAAGCAGUAGGCAUCGCACAGCUUUUACUGUGCCAACAGCCGUGACUAGUAAGUCAACAGUCAGUUUUGAGUCAUCGCCGCCUACUUCCGGAGUUGUUACGAUGUCAUCUACGACUAAAGCCAAACCUAGUAAGAAGUCUACCGUUUCCCGGCCUUCUCGCAGAACUCCACCAUAUCGAAAUAGAACUCGGACGACGAGAACUAGAAGAACAAGAACCACUACUAUUAUUUCUACUAUUCCUACUACUACUUCUUCUGCUACAACUACUUCCAUUUCUAUAACUACUCCUACUACCACUACCACUAGUACAACGACUUCUACAACAACAACGACAACACCAGCAACGACAACAACGACAACACCAACGACACCAACGACAACAACGACAACAACGACAACACCAACGACAACACCAACGACAACAACGACAACACCAACGACAACAACAACGACAACACCAACGACAACAACGACGACGACACCAACGACAACAACAACGACAACACCAACUACAACAACGACAACUACUUCCACAUCUACGUCUACGUCCACUUCUACGUCUACAUCCACAUCCACCUCUACUUCUUCAUCAACCACAACAGAGAGUACUACUGAAGAGGAAACUACCACUGCUAGUACAACCACUAGCAAAACGACCUCCACCACUACGACUCUCAGUACUACUAGACGCACAACUACUACGCCUACUACUACUACUACAACACCUACUACUAGUACCACAACAACAACAACAACUACUACUACUACUACCACCACGGAAAGACCGACAACCACUACUCUUGUGAUACCAACUACUACGCCAAAAACAACUACAAUAGUGAACAUUACGAUCGAAAUAAACGAGACAGGAAUUAUUCAACCAAAUGAGGCAGUAACAGGAAAGAGAAGAAAACGAAAACGAGAUGACUACACCUUAAUUAUUCUUCUAUGGGUACUUGCUGCUUUGUUGGUCGUAGGAGUCCUCGGUUAUGUCUACUACGAUCAUCGUCGAGCAGAAAAGAAUAAGAAAAAAAUGAGGAUGCAAGAAGAAGCAGAGAGAAAAGAGAGAAGAGCCAAAAAACUCAAAAGAAAGCAGAGAAAAAGACCACGACAAAUGCAGGCUGCAAAGUUGAAUAUGAAGGAAUUCAAAAAGAAAGGACCGCUUGUGCUUCAAGCAGAUUUGAAAGGAGAUGUUAAGCAUGUGCUGGACCAGGAAAAAUCCGUCAGUAUAAGGAAUCUGAAGUUUGACCCAAGUCAAAACUCAAUUGUCUUAAUUGGUACUGAAAUAGAAAAACUCGAAGGGCUAUCCCAAAGAACGUUGGAGAAGUCAAAAGAAAGCGCUGAAAGCGUAUUCAAACCAGGCCAUGGAGGAAAAAAAUCGGGUUCAAAAGAACGUUUGCCAUUACCUAAAUCUCCUACAUUCAACGAUAUUGUUGAGAUGAAGACUCAAUCUUCAUACGAGCCAAUCGCAGUGAAAGAAACGAAGAAAUAA